Aspergillus tanneri is the source of this 984-nucleotide messenger RNA. RefSeq lists its product as uncharacterized. The transcript has 2 exons. The coding region runs from base 1 to 984 and encodes 327 amino acids. NCBI's taxonomy places the organism in Eukaryota, Fungi, Ascomycota, Eurotiomycetes, Eurotiales, Aspergillaceae. The record is from RefSeq and is a predicted model, not a curated record.
AUGCGUAUCCCCUCUACCAUAGGCGGAAUGAUUCUCGGGCAAUACCUAAAUUCAAAGAGUAGCGCUAGAACAAUCACCAAAAAGCGAAAGCAAUACUCUCCGAAACCGCUGCCGGAGACGCGCCCCCGAAGGCUGAGUGCUUCGUCCGACAGCAACGAAGACAAGUCUUUGAUUCCGAUUGAACAUGAGAGUGAAAAGAAGUCGCCCAAAAGCCAAUACUUUUGCAAACAAGAGCAAUCUAACCUGCUAACCUCUCUCCCGAUUGAGAUUCGCAUGAAGAUAUGGGAAUAUGUUGUCAUCUUGGAAGACUUCCAUGUCGUUCGAGGCCAAGGGCGGCUAUUCACCAUCCUCUGCUUGGGGGAUAAGAUGAGAGAUCGGUUGACACCCUGUCAACAUAAAUGCUGGGGUAGCUCUAGCAAGCCUUUCGGGUGGUACUACGGAGUCGCUCCGUCAUGGUCCAUUGAUACGCGGGGCUGUCCGACUUUGAAAGAUGUCGUUCCCCUGCUCCAGACAUGUCGUUUAGUGUACUCCGAGGUGGUUCACAUCUUAUACCGCGAUACGGUCUUCCGUUUCAAUCAUGUCGACACCGUCAUCAGCUUUUCUCGCACUGUGCUGUCCUCUCGACUCAAUGCUAUCCGCAUCGUCCAUCUCGCUCACACUGUCAUCCUCUCCAUGUAUGGUGAGGACUCGAAGAAAACGGUCGCGCCGUAUGAUGCAAAGACAUGGGAAGAGACCUGUCGGAUCCUAGCCAACAUGGCAACUCUCAGAGAAUUAUAUAUCCAUCUAGGUGGGCACAGGCUCGAUUCUGAGCUCAAGGAUAUACUCGCACCUUUAUAUCAAAUUCAACAAACCAAGACGUUUGAAGUUUUCGCUGGUAUAGGACGGGACCCGGCACAGGUGUACACAGUAGGCAACAAGCCAUUUGUGUUUGUUUCGAAGAAGUAUGAGGCACUUGAUGAAUUUCGUGAUUGGAUUUGCUGUUAA